AAUAUCAAUCAUGGUAUUAUAUUUAGAUUGGGGCAAUUUGCCUCCUCCCUCAAGGAAAGUCACAAGUUAGUCAUUUCCUGAAUCCACAGUUGAACUACAGUGAUUUUUCUGAAUAUUCUCUCAGCGCCUUUAAAUUGGAAGUGUUUAUAAAGCAGACAGACAGCAACUAAAGGGGCAGCUCAGAGUUUAUUUUAUUAGACAAAUGGCAAAGUGGAUGAGAUCAUCUGGAGGUACAGAGCAGAUCACAUUUAUGGAGAAUACAAAAGACUGGUUGGAUGACUCUAAAAGGCCUUCGUUUACUGAUCUUGGAAAGGACAAAAAUGACAGCACUGUUGAGAUUUGGAAAAAGCUGAGUUCCAUGAAAAUUGCUAUAAUUGCACUCUAUGUGUUUGUUUUCUGCAUCCUGGUAGGGAUGAUCUAUGUAACAGUGCAACUGCCUCAGUAUGAAAGGAGCAUUUCCAAUAUGGAGGCAGGAGGAAGUGUAUCUAAACAAAUUGAAGAAAACAGCGUGGGCGAAGUAGUCUGGGAGGGUGAUUUUGAAUAUCUUAAAAAUACAAUCAAAACCCACUCUGACGCCCUGAAAGAGCUUGCCCAGAGUACUCAAAUGCUGAUUGAAAACGUCACCCUCUUACAGGAUUCAUUAAACAGUAACUUAUCUGUCGUGGAGGGUAACAUCCAACAACUGAAUACGAAGGGUGAACAGCUGACAUAUAUCAUCGAACAAAAUGUGAACCCCUCAAUUUCUCAUAUAAAACUGUAUGAACAAAAUCUUGAGGAUUUAUCAAAUCGUAUUAAUGUCUUGAAAGAUGAUGUCCGUGGUAUUCUGAACACAGUAAAGUCUGUGAAUAGCAGCUGCAUUGGGGACAUCUUCAUUCACCAACAGGACAUUAUUCAACUGAAUAUGAAGUUUGAAAAUGUGACCAUGGCUGCUAGACGCUUGGAAGAAAAACAGAGCAAAAUGGAUGCCAAUCUGAAACAAGAAAUAGACAUUUUAAAUAAUGUCACUGAGGACCUGAGACUGAAGGACUGGGAACAUUCACUGGCUCUAAAUAAUAUAACCACAAUCCAAGGUCCUCCUGGUCCAAAAGGUCAGAAAGGGGACAUGGGUGAUAGAGGAUAUAAUGGCUCUCCAGGACUUACAGGUUUGCGUGGUAUUGAGGGAGCCAAAGGGGAAAAGGGGCAAGGACUCCCUGGAUCCACUGGGAACCCAGGAGCUGCUGGUCCAAAAGGGGAGAGAGGUCUUCCUGGUCUUCCUGGAUCACAUGGAUCAAAGGGGCAGAAAGGGGAACCAGGCGCAGCAGCACCAGUACCUACAGAGCACUCAGCUUCUGUACGACUGGUAAAUGGAGCUACACCAAACCAAGGCAGAGUGGAAGUACUGCAUGAAGGGGCAUGGGGAACCAUUUGUGAUGAUAAAUGGGAUGUCCUGGAUGGGCUUGUUGUUUGUAAAAUGCUUGGAUACAGCAAAGUUGUUAAAAUUUUCACAAAUGGUGUUUUUGGAGAAGGUACUGGGAAAAUACUGAUGGAUGAAGUUACAUGUUCAGGACGAGAGGCUUCACUCUUUGAGUGUCGAUUUGCAGGAUGGGGAAAAACUGAUUGCCAACAUAACGAGGAUGCUGGUGUGUCUUGCUCAGCCUAGUGAACAAUUAAAAUAACCGGUACAUGAAACUCUAGUAUGUAAUUUUGAGCAUCAGGUCUAUGAAGAUUAAAUCACCAACUUAAGUUAGAAUAAUGUAAUAAUAAUGGAAAGUAAGAAUUGCUUAAUCAGUGAUAAUUAUGUUCUUUGACAAUCUGUUUAUACAAACUUGUGAGCUGUUAUAAUAUUUGUAUGAAAAGGUGUAGCAUUUAUUAAAAUGUAUUGCAACCAGAUAUAGAAAUAAAACAUUCUAACAUUGUAGACUAAAUCCAACAUGCAGAGAAGGAGAUGUGACAGGAAUGAAUAAAGUAUAUAUAUAUAUAUAUAUAUAUAUAUAUAUAUAUAUAUAUAUAUAUAUAU
Molecule: messenger RNA, 1996 nt
Organism: Polyodon spathula (Mississippi paddlefish)
Lineage: Eukaryota; Metazoa; Chordata; Actinopteri; Acipenseriformes; Polyodontidae
Product: macrophage scavenger receptor types I and II-like
Exons: 12
Coding region: 203-1639 (478 amino acids)
Biological process (GO): receptor-mediated endocytosis
Cellular component (GO): membrane
Molecular function (GO): scavenger receptor activity
Source: RefSeq, a predicted model, not a curated record